AUGUCAAUUCUAAAAGUUGAAUUGAAUCCGGCAGAACAAUCCCACCCUCAAGCAGACGCCAGAAGUGAGAAGAUGGAAGAGGAUGAAAUAGACCGGUUAAAACUUCCAAGAACACGUCAAGUGGCUAGAGAACGAGAGAUCGACAUUUCAGGCUUGAAUAAUAUCGGUGAAAUUCGCUGCACCUUGAAACGCCAUUUACUGAGGGAUAGAAGAUCGCGUGAUAGUGUAAUACAAGGUCUAUCAUCUGAUGCUGAAAAUGAUAGCAUCCUUCGGAUGAGGCUUGGUGAAAUUUAUUCGUCUACUGUUCAGGCUCUUCACGAUUUAAAACAGAGUGGUGACACACUGUUGGAUCAUCUUGAUCAUUGCUUUCCAAACCUCAUUACUAACCUGGAGAAUGAACAAUCCAAGCUACUCAGCAAAAAUAUGACCUGUCCAAUCAUGGUGUUGGGAGAGACAGGAUCAGGGAAAUCCUCCUUUAUUAACCUCCUCUUGGGAUGCGAGCUGUUACCUCACUCUCUACUGAGUAACACCAAUACAAUUUGUGAGAUACAGUAUGGAGAAGAUUACAAAGCCUGCUUUCAUCCCAUUGAUAAUGCUGAGUCUAAGAACGAGAUGCCCUUUGGAAGCUUACAAGAUAUGCAGACAGAGCUCAGUGAAAGGAUACAGAAGAAAGGAGAACAAAAGUCUCUCUAUAAAAGGGUGGAAAUUUUUCUACCAAGUGACAUUCUGAAGAGUGGUCUGUUGAUAGUGGACAGUCCAGGAAUCGCUGACACAGGUGAAAUGACCGACAUUGUACUGGAUUAUCUCAUUAAAGCAUGUGCAUUCAUUUACAUAAUCAACAGUGACAAUGCAGGAGGAGUGGCCCCAGACAGGCUACAAUAUCUUUUGAAGAAGGUGGUGGAAAAAGCAUUUCAUGAUGAACAGGAUUACAGAUCAACUUGUGCGAUAUUCAUCUGCAACAAAUGGGACCAAGUACCAUUUGAGGAGAGAGGUAGAGUAUAUCAGGACACGGUCAAAAAGCUGUGUACAGAAUCCACUGGUUGGCCGGGCUGUAAGGAGGAUCAGAUCUUCAGAUUGUCCACAAAGGAAGCCAUGUUUAUACAGCAGACACCAGAAAAAUUCAUUGUGGGUCGCUUUGCUGCUAUUUUACAGAAGAUCAACAGUCUCAUUCCAGAGAGUAGAAACACUUUCCUGUUGAACUCCGCAAGGUUGCUGCAGCAGGUUUUGGAUAAGGCAGCAAUGUCAAUAGAGAGUAGUCUCUCUGAUGUCCAUUUAACUGAAGAGCAGAGGUUGAUCAAAAACAAGGAGACAGUAGAAGAUCUAAGAAAACUAAAGGAAGAUGUUUAUGAAUUCUUUGAAGUAGAAAAAAGGAAUUUUGAUAAAGGCCUAGAAGAUUUGAUCAAAGAACUAAAAAAUCACCUGCAGGAUGAGAAAAAGGUAAAGGAAUUGUGUGAUUUUACAGAGACCAUGAACAUAACUAAUGUCCAGUGGAAAGAGGCAACAAUUAAAGUGCGAAUCAAGCUGUAUGACAGUAUAACAGAGGAAAUUCAGAAGUGGGAGACUGAAAACAAAAAGUUGGAGUUACUUGGUGGUAACAUGGCUAAAAACUUUCAAAGGCAGUUUCCAGACUUUGACUCCAAGUUGUUUAAUUUACAAAAGAGGUAUAUUCAGCAUAACCAGUCAGAGAAUAUAAUUGAUGAGAAAAUUGAGCCAUUUGUGCCUAUUGUUAUUGCAGAAAAAUUUGACAACAUAAACUUAGGACUAAAAGUUUUAGUGGGGAUUUCUUUUUCUCCUGUGUUGUUGAUUGGUGCUCUUGUCCGAUUACCAGUGUGGGGAAUAAGGGAAUUAGCAAGGAAAGUAAAAGGUCAAAUGCUAGAGGCAGACUAUUCCAAGGGUGCUAGAUACUCACUCAGAAAGUAUGCAGAGGGCAUUCUGAAGUCUACAAGUGACCCCAUGAAAAUGAAACCCAUCAUGGAAAAGGAGGUUUCUCAUUUGUUUAAGUAUUUGGAGAAUCAGAGGAGGAAAGUUCUCCAGCAGAUUGACGCAGAACUUACUCUGCUUGACAAGAGGAAAGAAGAGAAACAGACCCGGGAAUUUAUAGUCAAAAACUGUUCUAGUCAGAAAGUCAGGUUCGAAAGAUUUCGCCGAAGGUUGACGUAUUUCUACAAGAUCGAAUUAGCUCCCACUUCCUACGUAUCAUUUUCUGAUUUUAAAGAAGAGAGAGUUCUGUGGCAGGGUUUGUUUGGAGAUGCCUGCAGUGUGGUAUCUAAAGACACCAGUAAAACAGGGGGCCAUGGCGAGGUAGUGGUUGUGAAGAAUUGUUACAGCGUUGAUGAAGUGAACAUCAUGGAACACAUGAGAGUAGAGGAAGCAUAUAGGUCAAACAAAUUUGUUUACAACAUUCCACUCAUUUGCAUGAUUUUAAGAAGCUCUUCAGAACAUCAUUUUAUCUGGCCUGUUCUGUGUCCUAUAAAAUGCAGUCUCCGUGUUUUCAUGGACGAGAAGACAAUUGAGGCUGAUGAGAAGAUACAUACCCUCUAUCCGUUUAUGGAGCAAGUUAUUAGUGGGCUGGACUUCUUACAUACCAAAAAACUAGUCCAUUUAGAUGUGUCUCAAGAUUCUGUCAUGGUUGAUCAAAAUGAUAGAAUAAAGCUCAUCCACAUUACAUAUCCUCAGAGAUUAAAUGCCAGUAAUUUUCCAGAGGAAGCAACAGACCUGGCCAAAUUCAGGUACUUCCACAGAGAUAUUUUGUCUGUACCAUCUCAGACAGAAUACAGUUUUAAGCAUGACAUGUAUGGGGUUGGCCUAAUGAUGUGGGAAGUCUGGAGAGGUCAAAGGGCAUUUCGGGAAGUGAUUGACAGCCUUGAGUCCAAAUCUCUUCAUCAGUUUAUCCGAUUUCUUCAUGAUGACAGAAAUCAACUAAGAUUUGAUGUAGAAGAUGGUUUGGGGAUUCCCCAGGUGAAUUUUUGGAAUGACGGCAUUUUGAGGUGCCAAAGCCUGUCUAUCACUGCCGCAGAAUUACUAGAUUUACUACAUCCCUGUAAAAAUAAGACCAGUGACUAUAAACAUGCCCAGGUACAUAUUUCAAAGCCUCAAUCAAACACUCCAGUGUGAUUCGGGUAGAAACAUGUAAUGUAUAUUGUUAAUGUGUAAUGGUGCAGACAUAUCUUCCUUCCCUUUACUUUUUUACUCUUUCUCUGUACAUAAGAAAAUAUUUUCUUGAUUUUGUAUGACAUGUACUUGUAAAUUGUGAAAAAGAAUGUCACUCCUUACUGUAAGGAAAAAAGUACUGGUCUUUGAGAUAAAAAUUUUGUGGUUUAAAAAAAGUCUUAAAUACUGUAGAUCACUAAAUUUUUGCAACACCUUAUUUUUACAAGAUAGUCAUUGACUAUUAACUUUAUU
This is a messenger RNA of Saccostrea cuccullata (small rock oyster), 3402 nucleotides long. RefSeq lists its product as uncharacterized. Gene Ontology annotation, molecular function: ATP binding; protein kinase activity. Gene Ontology annotation, biological process: protein phosphorylation. The record is from RefSeq and is a predicted model, not a curated record. The transcript has 9 exons. Bases 1 to 3114 code for a protein of 1037 amino acids. Lineage: Eukaryota; Metazoa; Mollusca; Bivalvia; Ostreida; Ostreidae.